ACAAGCAGCAACCACAUUAAUACCAAAAGGAUAAAAAACAACAGAUGGUAUGAAAAUAAUCUUUAACGACUGUGUUGUUUAUCAAUCUGGUCUAACUCCGCUGUAAGUCUACGUCAAAUUUAAUUUAAAUUCAAGCAGACGUCAGCAUGCGUUUGAUACUGUUUUCCUGUCUUGUAUGCCUGACGGUGCAGGGAAUAUUUUCAGUCCGACACCCAGGAGAGAUUGAGUUCUGUCCGGCAGGAUUUGCACCCAUAGGCGAGCAUUGCUUCAAGUUUGCUGGGUAUGCAAGGAGCCGAGAGGCAGCGAAAGUCUGUGCCAAAUACAAACGCCGCCCUCUUUGAGAUUCUCUCGUGGAAACGGCAGAGGGAGAUCGAACAAUUUGUUAAAAAGAACAACAUCAAACAUCCCAUCUGGCUGGACGGCCGCAUCGGUCACCUGGCUUUCAGGGAGCGGACCGUGAGCCUCUUCUGGACAUCGACGUUUUAUCCACCAAUCUCCAAUUUUAAAAACGGCUUGCCUCACUUCGUCGGGCAGACGAUGUGUGUCUAUCUGGAUCCUAUGGAGAACUACUCAUGGAACUACGCCAGCUGUUCAGAGGACUACCACGCCGUAGUCUGCACGAAAAAACGAGGCAAGAAAUUUUCCCCCAUCACUACCACAGUUGCUCCAAUUCCGGAUGUGGUUUUAUAGCCCACGGCUGUCAAGUUCAUGCUAGCAAAGUCGACUCUUCCAAACGUGUCAGAUGGUGUUGAAAUACAGCAUAUAAAUACAUGCGUUACAUAUGCCUCAA
Messenger RNA from Physella acuta, 790 nucleotides. RefSeq lists its product as uncharacterized. NCBI's taxonomy places the organism in Eukaryota, Metazoa, Mollusca, Gastropoda, Physidae. The record is from RefSeq and is a predicted model, not a curated record.